CGAGCUCGAGACCUGGACCCGGACCAGGGGAGCAUGAGGACCGGGACGGUACCGUCCGCGGAGACCGGAGCCCCGUGACCAGAUCCGGACUCGGACCGGGACCUGGAGGACCCCCGUUAUCAUCCUCAUCUCGUUAACUCGUGCCCGCGGUCCCGACCUGAGGCGCGCGGCCGCCGUGGCAGGAACGAUGCUCGCGCUCACCUUGACCUGGAGCGCGCUGCUGGUGUUGGUGGUGGCGGACCGGGUCCAGACCCAGACCCAGGCCCAGGCGGACCGGGUCCAGACCCAGACCCAGACCCAGACCCAGGCCCAGGCCCAGGCGGACCGGGUCCAGAGGGACAGGACGGCGCCUUUUCUCCUCACUGAGAACAUGUGGCCUCAUGGUUGUGUCCUGGACUGCCAGAGGGGGCGCCACCGAGCCGUGUGUGGCACCAAUGGAAGGUUGUAUAAGUCCAUGUGUGCGUUCCAGCGGGCGCAGUGCAUCAACUCCCAGCUCCGCCUCGCCCCCCGGAGCCACUGUUCAGGUCCCAGGCGGUCUAAAUGCCAGCUGGCCCGUGCUCAGGCCCUGGAAGCCACCACCUACAGCAGCAGCGGCGGCAGCCAUCUUAACCCUGCAGCCGCCAUCUUUGUCCCAGAAUGCAGCUCAGAUGGUCACUUCCUGUCAGUGCAGUGUUAUAACCAGACCGGCUACUGCUGGUGUUCUACGCCUGAUGGAAAACCGAUCAGUGGAACCUCAGUCCUCCAGCUGACCCCCAACUGCACCGAACACAUCAACGGGAUGGUUCAGACCAGUGAAGAUUUGUCUCCAACCAAAGAUGAAGAUGGAGAACCCGGACCCACAGUGGAUUCCAGAAAACCUUCAGAUCUGACGGCUCCUCCGUUCUGGGUGACCAUCCUGAGGAACUCGGACCCUAAAGUGAACCGCUCCGUACGGCGGCCCACGGACAGUCCACAGACCUGUGAACGUGAGCGGGCGAUGCUUCUCUCUCAGAUGCGUUCAGUCUGGCAGGAGGAGCGUUUUAUCCCAGAAUGCACUGCAGACGGUCGCUACGGUGCGGUGCAGUGUCACGUUGCUACGGGUUACUGCUGGUGUGUGAGGGCGGACAGCGGCCGGCCUCUACCGGGAACCUCGGUCCGGAAUCGUAUCCCAGACUGCACUGGGGCUGAGACAGCGUGGACAGAUCGGAGAUUCAGAGAGAAACCUCUACCUGGAUGUCCAGGAGCUCAGAAGAAGCAGUUCCUGCAGAGUCUGGUCCGAGCUCUGGAACUGGAAGCAGAGCAUGCUGGGAGUCUGAGUAUCCACCACGCUUCACCCUCACCUCCAUCCAGCCCUCCUCCAUCCUCCUCCCCGUCUCGUCUGGACCUCCUCCCUUCUCCUCCUCCUCCACUGACUUUAACUCCCGAGGUCGUGGACUCGUCCAGGCCGGAGGGGGUUCUACGCUGGCACUUCAUUCAUCUGGACCAGGACUCUGACGGGCUCCUGAGUGAACGCGAAGCCCGGCCCCUUCGCCAGUUCCUCAGGAGGAGGCUGAAGCCCAGGAGGUGCGCCAAGAAGUUCUCCCAGUACUGUGAUCGAGACGGAGACCGAAGUCUGACCCUGGAGGAGCUGAGGGUCUGCCUGGGCCUCUGAGUCUGAUCAUCCUACGUUCUCAUGUUUCAUCACAACCAUCGCUCAUGUUCAGGCUCAAAACCACAUCCAUCAUCCUCAGCGUCACGGCAACCCAUCUCUGACUCCGCCCCCCUGCCCCACCUCCACAUCAUGCAUUAUUUAUUCCCUCCUUUUAUUUCUAUGUUGCUCCUCCUUCUCCAACCCAUGAUGAUUUACCUUCUGGAAAUUUCAUUAAUUUCAGACGAAUCUGCAGCUCGUGUUAUAUUUAUCUGUUUAUUUUAAUCAGUUACGUCUUUAUUUUUACUGAUUCCACUUUCAUCUGACAAAAAUCUCAGAGUUUUUUCCUCUUUAAUAUCCAUUUUAAUCUAAAAGAAAUAGACUGAAUUUCUGAUGUAAUAAUCUCAGAGAAUAUUCUCAUGUUAUAUAUUUAUUUAAGCUUUUCCUUGUUUUUUCCUAUACAUUUUUGAAGAUGUCUGAGGUUUUUGUUGCAGAUGUGUAAAUUUAUGACACUAAUCACAAGAGAAUUUCUUUUUUUUUCAGUAAUUUAUGUAUUUAGAAUCCCAGAACAUCUGAGUUUUGUUUAAUAAAUGUACAAUUUUCAUUUUAAGACAAUAUUUUAUUAGAUUUUUUUUCUAUUCCAUGAUUUUUGUUUUUUUUCCCUCAGAAACCAGAACUUUCUCUUAAAUUCACCAGUUUAAUGUCAGGACACACACAUUGUAUCUAUCAUUUUAUCUAUUUAUUUAACAUACACAAAUUUAUCAGGAUUUUCAACAUUUUUCUGAAAAAAUAUAAGGAAAGAUGUAAUUCUGGGAUUGGGAUACAGUAUUUAUAAAGACAGGAUAGUUGAAAAUGCAACAGUUUCCAGGAUGUGAAGUUAAAAACAGACAAUGUGAUGGUUUGGAAUUUGUUAGGGUUAGGAAAAGAUCACGGUAAGGGUUAAAAUAAGACCAAAUAAAUAGAGGAAACAGGAAAAACUAGUCUCCUGUGUUUAAGUCCAGUUUUUACCACAUUCAUUUAUUUUAGAAUUUACAUGAACCAACAUCAAAACAUUUGUAAACAUCAGUCAUUUUAAGACCCGACAAAAAUUAACCAAUAUUGACAUUUUUUUCUUGUGACAAAUUUGCACCAAACUCUGUUGAGUCUACAUUAUUUUGACAAGUUUGAUUCGGUACAAGUGCAGAUUUUAUCCUAAUUUAUCCUGUAUGUUUCAAUCUUGUCUAAAUGCCUGUUUUGUGUCGAACUGAAAACCAUCUGAACUCUUCUUUUAACCUCAUUUUCUCCUGUUUUCUACAUCCUGUACUGACUUUAACACUGUACUGACGGUGUGUUGAUGUAAAAUAAUUUGAUAUAUGUUUAAUUCAUUAUUUUUUUAUACAUAUUCUACAUUGUUUUACAGAAAUGUCUUGUUUUCGUGUCUGUUUUAUUUUCGUUCUCUACUGUUUUGAUAAAUGAAAGUGAAAAAUGCCCCCCCCCCCUUUUUUU
Molecule: messenger RNA, 3091 nt
Organism: Sphaeramia orbicularis (orbiculate cardinalfish)
Lineage: Eukaryota; Metazoa; Chordata; Actinopteri; Kurtiformes; Apogonidae
Product: SPARC-related modular calcium-binding protein 1-like
Exons: 11
Coding region: 188-1630 (480 amino acids)
Biological process (GO): extracellular matrix organization
Cellular component (GO): basement membrane
Molecular function (GO): calcium ion binding; protein binding; extracellular matrix binding
Source: RefSeq, a predicted model, not a curated record